AUGUCUGAACCGCGAAGCCAAUUUGAUGAUAUUAUUGAGCCCGUACCCUCGCAGAGCGGCGGUGUAUACCCGUUACGGAGCAGGGAAGUUGCAGGUGUCGGUAGCUUUCGUACCAACAGUGCGGCAAAACGCGCCAAACAGGAUGCUCUUGAAGCCGAGGCGGACAAUAUCGAAGACCGUGAUAUCAAGACAAAACAGGUAUUCCGUGGCACGAAGCUCCUGUGGCUUGCAUACCAAUCCACUGGUGUCAUAUACGGCGAUAUCGGCACGAGCCCUUUAUACGUAUAUUCUUCGACAUUCACUUCCGACCCCAGCUACGAUGACCUCCUGGGUGCUCUAUCCUUGAUCAUAUGGAGUCUCACGAUUAUGGUCAGCAUCAAAUACUGUCUCAUCAUCCUCCGUGCCGACGAUGAAGGUGAAGGUGGCACGUUUGCUCUAUUCACUCUCCUGUCGAGGUACGCGAAUAUUGUUCGUCGGGAUCCUCGUGAAGAGCAAAGAAUCAAGAUGGAACGUCACCGCACAGGGGAUCUUGGCAAACCGGCACAGAAGGCUCGAAAUCUUAUCGAGCGUUCCUGGGCUAUGCAGUGGUUGCUGAAGAUUGUCGGCGUGCUUGGUGUCGCGCUGGUCAUGUCUGACGGUGUCUUGACUCCUGCGCAAUCCGUUCUAGGUGCCAUUCAGGGCAUAGAGGUCGUCUCUCCAAGUAUCACGAAUCCCACUAUCAUCGGUGUCUCAUGCGCCAUCCUCGUCGCACUUUUUUCGAUACAGCCACUCGGGAUCACCAAACUUGCGAGUACUUUCGCCCCUAUUGUCAUUGUCUGGCUGCUUUUCAACGCUUCCUUUGGAAUCUUCAAUCUCGUCAAACAUGACGCAUCUGUGCUCAAGGCGUUUUCUCCCUACUUUGCCGGCGCCUUUCUUAUGCGAAACAGGACGGAGGGCUGGAAGAGUCUAGGAGGUAUUCUUUUAGCCUUCACGGGCUGUGAGGCACUCUUCGCGGACCUUGGUGCCUUUACUCGGCGGGCUGUGCAGCUAUCAUGGCUGUUCUUCGCAUUUCCCUGCUUACUAUUAGGAUACAUUGGACAGGCCGCAUAUAUAUCUGAACACCCAACCGCCUGGACAAAUCCAUUCUACAACACGGUCCCACCCGGUUGCUUCUGGCCGUCACUCGUUAUCGCGAUACUCGCUGCCAUUGUCGCCAGCCAAGCGAUGAUCACUGCGGUCUUCCAGCUCUUGUCUCAAAUCAUGAAAUUGUCUUACUUUCCGCAAAUCAAGGCUGUGCAUACCUCGAAGAUAUUCUACGGCCAAAUAUACAUACCAGCUGCAAACUGGCUACUGAUGAUUGGCAGCGUCAUAGUCACUGCGGUAUACAACAACACCACAAGCCUUGGACAUGCCUACGGUGUCUGUGUCAUCCUUGUGACAUUCAUGUCGACGUGCAUGGUCGCCGUUGUUGCAUUGAUCGUUUGGAAGGUGCCAGCGAUCAUCGUUGGGUGUAUGUGGCUAAUCUUUGCCCUCUUCGAUGGUGUGUUCCUGUCAUCGGCAUUGACCAAGGUUCCCGAAGGAGCAUGGUUCACGCUGGCACUUGCGGUGGUGCUCUCUUGCGUUUUCAUUCUGUGGCGGUUCGGAAAGGAGCAGCAAUGGCGUGCCGAAGCCACUGACCGCUUCCCACCUUCACACAUGCUUUGCGCCACAGACAGCACCGAUGUCCACAGCCGUAAGCUGAGACUCUUGCCUGCAUUUGGCGGAGGGGAGAUUACUCGCAUCGAUGGUGUCGGUAUCUUCUUCGACAAGGCGGGGUCCCCAUCCACCACUCCCACAGUCUUCAUUCACUUUCUUCAAAAAUUUCAUGCAGCGUCAGACGUCAUCAUCUUUUUUCAUCUGAGGCCGUUAGCGAUACCGACAGUGCCCCCUGCAGAACGUUAUGCGGUGACUCGGUGCUACAUUGGAAGUGAUGGCAACAGCAAGGCUCCGAUGCCAGAUUGCUACCGCGUCGUUAUUCGGCACGGCUACAACGAUGAGGUCAUCACUGAAAACCUGGGACUUCUACUCUACGAGCAAGUCCGGAAUUUCAUCAUCCUGGAAGGCGUUUACGUCGACUCAGACAGGUCGACCAUGUUGAACAGAGCAAAGGAAACUGUGUUACAGGAAAAGAGUGUUGACUCAGCACGGCCAUCCUUCGAGCAAUCCGAAGUUGCCGAGAAGCUGGCCGCCAUACAGCUUGCCUAUUCGACUCAAGUCGUGUAUAUCAUCGGAAAGGAGCAGAUGCGUAUCACGCCGGGGACCAAUGUCGUCAGAAGAGCACUGCUGGAGCUGUUUCUAUGGGUCAGGGAGAAUACUAGGACCAAGGUUCAGGCGCUGAACGUUGCGAUAGACAAGCUUGUGGAGGUUGGUUUCGUGAAGGAAGUGUGA
This is a messenger RNA of Capronia coronata CBS 617.96, 2406 nucleotides long. Its product is annotated as potassium uptake protein. Gene Ontology annotation, molecular function: potassium ion transmembrane transporter activity. Gene Ontology annotation, biological process: potassium ion transmembrane transport. Lineage: Eukaryota; Fungi; Ascomycota; Eurotiomycetes; Chaetothyriales; Herpotrichiellaceae. Gene Ontology annotation, cellular component: membrane. The record is from RefSeq and is a predicted model, not a curated record. Bases 1 to 2406 code for a protein of 801 amino acids. The transcript has 2 exons.